GUGCCACUCAUCUCGACCCAUCCACCGCCUACUCAGCAAAAACCAACUGCUCUCCAUCCUCGCCAUGUCCUCCAGCUUCAAAUCCUUCGCCGUCGCAGGCGCCAACAGCGCCAUCGGGAAGGCCACAGUCGAGGCGCUCGCCAAGGUCCCCGCCGCCUCCACCCUCGUCCUCACCCGCCAGUCCACCCCGCGGCCCGCCUGGCUGCCCGCCCACGUCGCGCACGCGGGCAUCGACUACGCCGACAUCGCGGGCACGGCCGCCGUCCUGCGCGCGCACAACGUCGAGGUCGUGAUCGCGCCGGUCGGCCACUUCGCGGUCCCGCAGCAGGUGCCGCUGGCGAGCGCGGCGAAGCAGGCGGGCGUGCAGCUCUUCGUGCCGAGCGAGUUUGGCACGCCGACGAAGGGGUGGAGGAAGGGGGAGGCGCCGCCGUACUUGUUGCCGAAGAUCGAGGUCGCAGACCAUCUCGAGUCCAUCGGGCUCCCUUCCCUGCGGAUCUUCCCCGGCUGCUUCGCCGAGUUCAUCGCCAUACUCGUCGGGUACAACGCCAACAAGAAGGUCAACAUCCUCAACUCACUCACGGGCGAGAAGCCGUUCUCCGUCACCACCAACCCCGACAUUGGAGCCUUUGUCGCCCACCUCGUCACGCACUACCCGCUCUCCGCGCUCGCCAACAAGGCCUUCCGCAUCGAGGGCGACCGCAUCACACUGAAGAGCCUGGCCGCCAUCUUCGAUGCGCCCAUCGAGCGCGUCGACGUGAUCCCGGUGGCGCCAGAGAUUCCCUUGCCCUCCGAGUUCGUCGAGGAGCUGCAGCGCGUUACAGAGCGGGGACUGCUGAGCAUCGAUACCGUAAUUGGAGAAGGCGAUGGCGCGGGCGGGGCAAACGAUCUUUGGGAGGGGCAUCACUGGACGACAGUCAAGGAGUACCUGAAGGGUGAUUCCAAGUAAUGUAGAGCCUUGCACACUCGCGGUCAACAUCG
Messenger RNA from Schizophyllum commune H4-8, 978 nucleotides. RefSeq names its product NAD(P)-binding protein. Bases 65 to 946 code for a protein of 293 amino acids. The record is from RefSeq and is a predicted model, not a curated record. NCBI's taxonomy places the organism in Eukaryota, Fungi, Basidiomycota, Agaricomycetes, Agaricales, Schizophyllaceae. The transcript is spliced from 4 exons.